AUGUCUCCAGCAGCACACCCACGACUCAUCUUUGGCGGGUCCAGCAUCGGCGACCACUACGCCACGCCGCAGGAGGUCACCGGCCUCCUCCAGCGACUGAGAGUGACGGGCAUCAGAGAGCUUGACACCGCAGCCCGGUACCCCGCCAUCAAGUUUGGCGCUUCCGAGCAGCUCCUGGGCGAGGUCGGCGCCGCUGCUCAGGGCUUCGCCGUGGACACCAAGAUCCUCGUCCUGAGCACCGACGGCAAUGGCAGUCUGGAGCCGGCAAAGAUCCAGGACUCGGUCAGCAAGAGCCGUGUGGCCCUCCAGAUGGGAGUUGAGAAGCUGAACGUCCUCUACUGCCAUGUUCCGGACUUCGAGACGCCUCUGGAGGUCCAGGCUGCCGCCUUGGACGCUCUGCACAAGAAGGGCACGUUCGAUAAGCUCGGCGUUUGCAGCUGGCCCGAGGAGAUGCUGGAUCAGUUCAUUGCCAUCUGCGAUCGCAAAGGCUACGUCAAGCCCACCGUCUACCAAGGUCUCUACAACCUCGUCUGCAGGGGGCACGAAUCCAUAUUCCCAGCCCUUCGAAAGCAUGGCAUUGUUUACAACGCCUACAGCCCCCUCGGCGGAGGUUUCCUCUCGGGCAAGCUCACCUCCGGCAGUAUCGAGGGCACCCGGUUCGGCAGGGACAACAUCGUCGCCUACUAUUCCAGGCUGCAAUAUGACAAGCAGGAACUGCACGAUGCCGUCAAUGCACUCGACGACAUACUUCAGUCAGCCAACAUCUCAAAGAUCGAGGCGGCUCUGCGCUGGAUCUCGUACCAUUCCUCGCUCGGCGCGGAGGACGGCAUCAUUCUCGGCGCUAGCAAGCUGCAGUACCUUGAUGAGAACAUUGCAGCGAUCGAGAAAGGGCCGCUUCCGGCGGAGAUUGCAUCCAGAAUGAGCGGGCUAUGGGGUCCGCUGUCAGGACAGUGGGAGAAGAAGAACGGGAGGAUUUAA
Diaporthe batatas is the source of this 978-nucleotide messenger RNA. RefSeq lists its product as uncharacterized. The transcript has 3 exons. NCBI's taxonomy places the organism in Eukaryota, Fungi, Ascomycota, Sordariomycetes, Diaporthales, Diaporthaceae. The record is from RefSeq and is a predicted model, not a curated record. The coding region runs from base 1 to 978 and encodes 325 amino acids.